Molecule: messenger RNA, 3272 nt
Organism: Chelonoidis abingdonii (Abingdon island giant tortoise)
Lineage: Eukaryota; Metazoa; Chordata; Testudines; Testudinidae
Source: RefSeq, a predicted model, not a curated record
GUCGUAUAAAUGGGGGGAGCAGAGUUAUACAAGCUGGAGAUGCUGACAAGAAGUUUAACUUUGAUGCAGUAGCAGAUUGGGGGGGGGUGUCCAGUGAAGGGAUUUUUUUUUGAGAGAUAAAGGAGUUCAGCUGCAUUUUGUAUGAACAGAAGGGGAAGUGCAUGUGUCUGUGUGUCAAAGUAAUAUGGUAGGUGAGACAGAUGCUGAGAAGGAGAAAGCAGCAGGAUUUGGAUCUGGCCAAGAUGUGUAGGGAAAUGGAGGAGGAUCCAGGCCCAGGGAGGAUGGUGGCAGUGAUAUCAGUAACAGAGGAGAGGCUGUGGAGAUGGAUUGAGAGGGAAAAUCAGGAGUUUGGCUUUGGUUGCACUGUUUCCAUCCAGGAGAUGGCUGAGAUGCAGGCUGAGAAGUGAGAGUGGAUGGGAAGAGAAACUGUCCCUGCCCUGAAUGUACAAUUGGAAGCACACUCUCUGAGACAGCUGUGUGCUGCCAUUGUCAUCCUGGGAUUCUGCCAACUGCUCCCAUCCUGCAAAGACUUCACCUGACUUUAUGGCUAAAGGAGAAGGUCUCAGAAUGGGGGACAAGGCCAGGAUGCAGCACGGAGACCCUGAGAGGAGGGAGGAGGAAGAGAGAAGGUGGAACUCCAGGAGUUACAAUGUAGGGGCCAUCUCCAGCUUCCUCUCUACCCUUGUUACCUUCCCCAUCUACAAGACCAUCUUCCGCCAGCAGAUCCAUGCCUUUUCCAUACAGGAGGCCAUACAGCAACUGCGCCAGGAGGGCAUGCGCCGCUUCUACCGGGGCCUCUUCCCACCACUCUUGUCCAAGACGCUCCAGGGAACCCUGUUGUUUGGCACCCAUGACAGCUUGCUGCUUCUCCUCACCAGCAACCCUUCUGAGCCUUGCACGCUGGGGCAGCGGUGGACAGCAGGCUUCCUGUCUGGCUCAGUAGAGGCCUUAGUCCUGAACCCCUUUGAGCGGGUCCAGAAUGUCCUGCAAGAUGGACGGAAAGAUGCCAGGUUCCCAAACACCCGCAGCAUCCUGCAGGAAUUCAACUCAUAUGGUCUGAAGGAAAGGCUGGUUGUAGGCUACUACCGUGGCCUCAGCCCCGUCCUGCUGCGGAACAGCCUGGGCAGUGCACUGUACUUCUCUUUUAAGGAUCCCCUCCGUGAUGACCUGGCCACGAGGGGCUUACCUAGCUGGCUCCCUGCCCUGGUGUCUGGCAGCGUUAAUGGGACAGUGACUUGCCUGGCGCUGUACCCUCUGAGUGUCCUUAUUGCUAACAUGCAGUCUCAGGUUGUGGGGAGGGAUCUCCUCGGCCUCUGGCAGUCUGUGUGGUCUGUCUGGGAGUCACACGGGAGGAAGCUGACCCUUCUCUAUCGGGGCGGCUCCCUCCUUGUCCUCAGGUCCUGCCUGACAUGGGGUCUCACCACUGCCAUCCAUGACUUCCUGAAAGAGAACACAGGACAGAAGUCCCAGGAGGAAUAAGGGGAGAGGCCAGAGAACCAUUGGCCCUGACAUGUCUAGUGUCAUGUCUCAGAGCCCUGAGGACUUUGAAUGGGAUUUUGCUUGUUUACAAAGAGGCCCUGAAGCUCAUAGUCAAUAAAACUUGAACACACAAGCUAAACCUCCAACCUACAGGUCAAAGGUCAUUCUCUGAGGCCAUAGUUUCAAGAUCAAGGAGCAACUUUGAGGAGGUGGGAGGGUCAAGGGGACUUAAUCAAUCAGAAAGUUUCUUGGUGUUUUUUUUUUUUAAACAGCCUUUUAAUAAUCUGGAGUUUUGUGUUCUGUGGCCACCAGGAGUGAGCCAAACCCUGCCUGCAAAAGGCUGAUCUGAUCAUAUGUUUAUGGCAGUGCCCGUGCUCUCCUAGUCUAAACACAUGAUGGAGAGUCAGGUGAGCAGGGUUCUGUUCUGAGCUGUGCCACUGUGAUCUCGUAAAAACAUUUAAUAUCUUGUGCCUCAUCUUUAAAAACAGGGAUCAUAGUAUUUUCCUGUUUAAGUGCUUUGAGCGCAUGGGUAGAAAGUGCUACAGAAUUGCAAUGUGUUCACGUAUUAUUGCAAACCAUAGAUGAAACAUGCACUGUCCCUCCUAUAAGAGAAUUUCCUUCUAUGUUCAUGAUUUCUUGAGCACCCAACUGAGCUAAACCCUAGACACCAAAUUCUGUUCGUGCAUUUGUACUUGUGCCUCUGAUUAGUUCAACGCUGAGGAUACGGAGAACAGUGGAAAGUGGGCUGAUGUGGUGAAGCUAGGCCAUGCAGUUUAGGUUUGGCUAUUCAUAAAAGGAAGAAGUUGGUGGAGCUGCUAGAAGGCAGGCUCCUUCAACUGGAUUGACCCGAAGCACAAAGCAGAAAAUUGGGACUCUCCAGCUAAUCUCUCUGGAAGUGGCAACUUAUAGACUCUUGGGUGAAUUUCUGGCUCCACUGUAGUCAAUGAGAUUAUGAGAAUAUGGGGGGCAGGAUUUCAGGCCAUGUGUGUUUUAAUUGUCAGUUCAUGUAGCUACAGAGAAGGUUGGGGUGAAGGUUAUGGUCACAGCUGAGUUCUGCAAGGUUUCAUGAUCCUCCAAACAUCCUUCCAGAGUUCAAAGCUGGGCUUGGCACAGGACCGUUCCUGCUAUAUGUGAAGGGUGAUCUGCCUCUGCUAACUGCUAAUGUGUGCCCAUGGUGCUGUUAGAUCUGUCACAACCUUUGCUAGUAUUGGUCAGACAACAUUGAUGACUCCCUUGCAGAGUGGGUGAGGUGGGCAUGUAGCAGUUCCACUUCUUCCUCUCUGAGAGAUUCCAGGUGGGUGUCACUGAGUCAUUUCUCUCUCUCAGAGGCUUCUGACAUGCCAGCAUCUAUCCUGACAUCACUCCUGUUCAACUGGCAGGCAUGUUGGCUGGGAGAUAGUAUGAAGCUGUGCUGUGUUGCAGCACUGGAAUGUGGAGAUGACCUUGCAGGGGGGCAGAGCGUGCACUGAAGAUGUGACAGAUGAUGCAUGAGAACUUGUUCUGCUCAGAGAUGAAAUACGUCAAAAAAUUAUUUUUUUUUGUUAGCCUGAUUAAAUCAAAGACCCUUUAGACCAGAUUCAGCUCAGAUGUAAGCAGUUGCAACUCCAGUGAGCUAUCAGUGGCAAAUUUAUCUAAUUGGCCUAUCAUCAUGAUUUUUGUUCUUCCGCAGAAAGCAGUGUGGCCCAGAUCCUCAAAGGUAUUUAAGCACCUAGUUCCCAGUGAGAUAUAGGCACCUACUUACAUCUGCACCAGAGUCUCAGGUGUUGGUGAGCAGGAGCAGCGCCAGGGUUUUU